Molecule: messenger RNA, 1257 nt
Organism: Oppia nitens
Lineage: Eukaryota; Metazoa; Arthropoda; Arachnida; Sarcoptiformes; Oppiidae
Product: calphotin-like
Exons: 2
Coding region: 1-1257 (418 amino acids)
Source: RefSeq, a predicted model, not a curated record
AUGAGCCUAUUUACAGCAGCGGCCGUUUUGAUGGCUUUCCGAUUGCCAGCCCUUUUGAUGUUCAGAGGAUCGCCUAUACCAAUACCCAGGCCAGUUAUGGUGAUACGGGUGCCGGCAGCAGCAGCAGCAUCAGCAUCCAAUAAUAUUCAGCCAACAUUACAAGUAUUAGCACCGGCAUCAAUAGUACCACAACUACUACAACAACAACAGCAGCAGCAGACUAUAGUUCCUCGAUUAGCACCUGUGCCGACACGAUUACAAGCACUACCACCAUCAGCACCACUGCGAUCAUUAUCACUGCUCAAUCCAUUGUCACAUUUGCUGAGACGAUUACCGCCAGCAGCAGCAGCACCGGCACCGGUAGCUCCACAACCGUUUCAACCAUUUCUACAACCACUACACCACCAACCGUUUAGCCGACUACUGGCGCCAAUCAACGUGCCGAACGUACGGUCAUUAGUAGGGCAUACUCUAAAAGCUAGUGAAUCAGCACCGGUAGCUGCGGCGGCGCAGCCGGUAAUAGUGGUCAGACCUACGAUCAAAUCGCUUGGCCUUAACUAUCAGUCCAUUGAUACCGCAAACGCAGACGAGAGUCGUCGUCAUUUUGUUUACGAAAUAAUGGCUACAACAACAACCGUUAGGCCACGAUUGUUGGCCGCGGCGGCGGUGGCGGCACCGGUUUCAACCCAUAAACACAUUGGACAGCCAUUUAAUCCUAACUUAUCCGACAAAUACAGGACUUUGUCGACCACUAAAUACUAUACUGAAUACUAUGUUUUACCAACAAUAGCACCACCGGCGGCGGCGGCAGCGGUACAGCCGUUUAGGACUAAAUCGUUAAUCAAAUUUAGGACAGAUAUCAAUCAUGGAGAUGUGGUGGACAGGUAUGCCAUAAAUAUGUUGCCGCCUGUGAUGCCCCGUCAAUACGAUAGCGACGAUAUGAUAGUUGACAUGAAAACUAGUAGUACAACAACAUCAACAACAAGUAGGUCAUCGACAUCAUCGACAACUACUACUACAAGCACAACAACAACUACUACUACAAUGAGGCCAAUAAUUACAAGUGCAUUAUUGGCUACCGUUCCCAGCAUGAAAUGGCAACAAAAUUAUAAUACUAUGUAUUUCAAUGAUAAAACACGUGAAAUGUUUGGCCGUCAGCGCAAAAAGUUUGGCGACAGACUCGGUAACAAUAGUAGUAGUAGUAGUAGUAGUAGUGUUAGUACCAGUCCUACACACUACUACUACUACCUGCGCUGA